This is a messenger RNA of Stylonychia lemnae, 1470 nucleotides long. The record is from the annotation of a GenBank genome assembly. Lineage: Eukaryota; Ciliophora; Spirotrichea; Sporadotrichida; Oxytrichidae.
AUGGAAGGCUUUUCUUCAAAUUGGCUAGAGGAAGUCAAGUUAACUGAAGACGGAGGUGUGGUUAAGAGAAUUUACGCUUAUGGUGACGAGUAAGAUCCAAAACCUGAAGAGGGAUAGACUGUACAUGCAUGCUAUGAAGGUAGACUUGAGAGUGGAAAAGUUUUUGACUCAUCAACUGACCCAGAGAAUGCAUUUAGCUUUGAUAUCGGCACUGGGCAAGUAAUCAAGGGCUGGGACAUUGGAAUGGGGUCAAUGAGAAUUGGAGAAAAAGCAGAGCUGGUUUUAGCACCUGAGUAUGCUUAUGGAGAUAAAGGUGCUGGUGCUGAUAUUCCCCCAAAUUCAACUCUGAUUUUCAAAGUUGAGAUUCACAAGAUUGAUGAUGUUAUCGCAAAGAAAUUUCAAGUUAGUGAUCAAGAGCUCUAUCAAUAAGGAUUCGAAAUGAAAGAUAAGGGUAAUGGCUUCUUUAAGACAAAGGAAUUUCCAUUAGCUUACGAUCUUUAUAUACAAUCAAUGAUGAAUUUAGACAAAAUAAAAGAAGUCACUAAGGAAUCAAAUGAGCUAAAAAAGACUGUCCUCCAGAAUCUUUCAGUGGUUUCAAAUAAUCUUGGCCAAUACAAGAAUACAGUAGAAUUUUGUACAAUUGCCAUUGAUAUUGAUGAAAAGGCAGUCAAAGCUUAUUAUUUAAGAGCCUAAGCAAGAUCUAAGCUAACUGAUUUUGAUGAAGCUUUAACAGAUAUUAAGGAAGCAAUUAAGAUUGAUCCUGCAGCUAAAAACUUAAGGGAUGAAUUCGAAAACAUCAAGUCUUUGAGAUUAAAGCAUCUAUAAAAGUAACAAUAGACCAUGUCUAGUAUGUUCUCUGCUGGUUUAUACAGUGAAAAAGAAGUACCAAAAUCAAAGAAAGUAGAUGGAUUACCAGAUUUUGAUAAGUCAAACUCACAAACAUUCUUUGACCUUCAGAUUGGUGAGGAAGGCACUGAAGAGUUCUAAUCAGGAAGAGUAGUAUUUGAACUAUUCACUAAAUAGACACCCAAGACCGCAGAAAACUUCAGAAGCAUUUGUGCUGGAGAUAAGGAGCUUAGCUAUAAGGAUAACAUCUUCCAUAGAGUUAUUCCAGGAUUUAUGAUGCAAGGCGGAGAUAUUACAAACCAAAAUGGCACUGGUGGCAAGAGCAUUUACGGCCACAAGUUCAACGAUGAACAGGUAUGGAUUCCACAUGUUACCCCUGGUCUUCUCUCAAUGGCUAAUUCUGGACCAAACACCAAUGGUUCUUAAUUCUUUAUAACCUUCAAGGAAACACCGUGGUUAGAUGGAAAGCACACAGUAUUCGGUAGAGUAAUUUCAGGCAUGGAUAUUGUCAAAGAAGUUGAGAAAAUCAAGACUGAAGCAUCAGAUAAGCCAUCUUUAACAGUUAAAAUUGCUAACUGUGGAGAACUCAAUGAUGAUGAGAAAUUAGACUAAUAAGAGGAUUGA